Oreochromis aureus is the source of this 4466-nucleotide messenger RNA. RefSeq names its product glutamate receptor, ionotropic, N-methyl D-aspartate 2Ca (gene grin2ca). Gene Ontology annotation, biological process: monoatomic ion transport; long-term synaptic potentiation; excitatory postsynaptic potential. The transcript is spliced from 14 exons. The record is from RefSeq and is a predicted model, not a curated record. NCBI's taxonomy places the organism in Eukaryota, Metazoa, Chordata, Actinopteri, Cichliformes, Cichlidae. The coding region runs from base 107 to 4387 and encodes 1426 amino acids. Gene Ontology annotation, molecular function: transmitter-gated monoatomic ion channel activity involved in regulation of postsynaptic membrane potential; NMDA glutamate receptor activity. Gene Ontology annotation, cellular component: plasma membrane; postsynaptic density membrane; NMDA selective glutamate receptor complex.
AAAAAAAGAAAACCGGGAACAGGACAGCUGAAGCUGCACACACGGGAUGAGUGGUGACGAGCCAGGGCUGGAUGUGGAUUGCCAACACAGGCAGUAGGUGACUGAGAUGGGCGUUCGUCUAGGCUGCUGGAGCGACUCCCCGUGGUGGCCGGCGCCGCCGCUGCUGCUGCUCUUAUUCUGCGCCAUACCCGGCUGUUCGGGCCGGCCGUUUGGGAUCCCCACGCCCUCCGUGAACGUGGCGGUGGUGUUCAGCGGCACGGCCUACCAGACGGAGAUCAAGGGGCGUUUGAGCCGGGAAAACUUCAUGGACCUUCCCUUGGAGGUGAACCCCAUCACUGUGCUGGUCAACAACACUAACCCUCGGGCGCUGCUAACCCGCAUCUGCGACACUCUCUCCACCAACCGUGUCCAUGGCGUGGUGUUCGAGGACAACGUGGGCUCAGAGGCCGUGGCGCAGAUCUUGGACUUCAUUUCCACUCAGACGGCCGUGCCGAUCGUGGGCAUCAGUGGAGGCUCUGCUGUCGUCCUGCCACACAAGGGUGAGGGCUCCAACUUCCUCCAGCUGGGCUCCUCCAUCGAGCAGCAGAUCAACGGUAUGUUCAAGGUGAUGGAGGAGUACAACUGGGACAGCUUCGUGGUCAUAACCAGCCUCUACCCGGGUUAUGAAGCCUACGUGGAUUACAUCAAGUCCUUUACUGACACCAGCUACUUCAUAUGGGAUCUGCAGGAUGUUCUGACCUUCGACAUGUCCGCUGACAUCACGAACGACAUACGAGCGCGGAGGCUGCUACAGCAGAUAGACGCCCAGGUGCUGCUGGUCUACUGCUCCCACGAAGAGGCCCAGUACCUGUUUGCCAUGGCAGGAGAGGUCGGAUUAGUGGGACCAGACUACAUCUGGAUUAUCCCGAGCCUGGCUGUGGGAAACCCAGACAUCCCUCCACCCGACAGCUUCCCGGUGGGGCUCAUCAGCAUCAUUACGGACCGGUGGAGGAUGAGCCUGAGGAAAAGGGUGCGCGACGGGGUGGCUAUCGUAGUGAAAGGCGUCCAGAGUUUUCGGAAACAAAGAGGCUUCAUUCCCGAGGGCCACAGUGACUGUCACAACCCUGUCAAGGCGUUAGCUACCAAUGACACCCUGUUCAGGCACAUGUUGAAUGUAACAUGGGAACACAAUGACUUCUCCUUCAACACUAAUGGUUACCUGGUGAAUCCAGCCAUGAUAAUCAUCACUCUAGACAGAGAGCGACAGUGGGACAAGGUGGGCACCUAUGAAAUGGGGAUCCUGCAGAUGAGAUACCCCGUCUGGCCGCGGUUUGGCAGCUACUUAGAGCCCGUGUCAGAUUACAGGCAUCUCACAGUGGCCACGCUGGAGGAGCGGCCCUUUGUCAUUGUGGAGGCAGUGGACCCCGUGACUGGUACCUGUGUUAGCAACACCGUGCCCUGCCGACGACAGUCCAAUAAGACCGAGACGUACACUUGCACACAGUUAUUGAAGGAACUGGGCUGUAUCGUAGGCCACACUGAGCCAUACACAAAGCUGUGCUGUAAAGGUUUCUGCAUAGACAUCCUGAAGAAACUGUCCCGCACCAUAAAGUUCUCCUACGACCUCUACCUGGUCACCAACGGCAAGCACGGCAAGCUGGUUCGAGGAAUCUGGAACGGGAUGAUCGGAGAGGUGUUCUACAAACGGGCCGACAUGGCCAUCGGUUCACUGACCAUAAAUGAAGAGCGCUCAGAGAUUAUUGACUUCUCGGUGCCGUUUGUGGAGACGGGGAUCAGCGUGAUGGUGGCUCGGAGUAACGGGACGGUCUCUCCUUCUGCUUUUUUAGAACCCUACAGUCCAGCGGUGUGGGUGAUGAUGUUCGUCAUGUGUCUCACAGUUGUGGCCAUCACAGUCUUCGUCUUUGAAUACUGUAGUCCAGUUGGGUAUAACCGCAGCCUGGUCAGUGCCAAAGAUCCCGGAGGUCCCACCUUUACCAUCGGGAAGUCUGUGUGGCUGCUGUGGGGAAUUGUCUUCAAUAACUCUGUCCCUGUUGAGAAUCCAAAGGGCACCACUAGCAAGAUCAUGGUCCUGGUCUGGGCUUUCUUUGCUGUCAUCUUCCUGGCUUCCUACACAGCCAACCUGGCAGCCUUUAUGAUCCAGGAGCAGUACAUCGACACAGUGUCCGGACUGAGUGACAAAAAGUUUCAAAAGCCGCAGGAGCAGUAUCCUCCAUUCCGCUUUGGUACGGUCCCAAAUGGCAGCACAGAGCGCAACAUAAGGAGCAACUAUCCCGAGAUGCAUGCCCACAUGGUCAAAUACAACCAGAAGGGAGUGGAGGAUGCCCUUAACAGCCUCAAAACAGGGAAACUGGAUGCUUUUAUCUAUGACGCUGCUGUGUUGAAUUACAUGGCUGGCAAAGAUGAAGGCUGUAAGCUGGUGACUAUUGGCAGUGGCAAAGUGUUUGCUACCACUGGUUAUGGCAUUGCACUACAGAAGGAUUCACGCUGGAAACGACCCAUCGACCUGGCCCUGCUCCAGUUCCUGGCUGAUGGUGACACACAAAAGCUGCAGACCGUCUGGCUCACUGGCAUCUGCCGUAAUGAAAAGAAAGAAGUCAUGAGCAGUAAGCUGGACAUUGACAAUAUGGCGGGGGUCUUCUACAUGCUGCUUGUUGCCAUGGGCCUGAGCCUGCUGGUUUUUGCUUGGGAACAUCUCCUCUACUGGAAACUACGACAUUCGGUCCACAAAUCAGAGCGCUUGGACUUCCUCCUAGCUAUCAGCAGAGGCAUCUACAGCUGCUUCAAUGGAGUAGAGUCCGCUGACCACAACGGGAGCAUACAGAGUCCAGACGUCACGUCUAACUAUACACAAGCCAAUAUGCUAAAGAUGCUUAAAACAGCCAAGGACAUGGUGUCCUCUGCAAGAGUGGAGAACUCUUUGGAUAAUGCCACCAAAACAAUAGAGAACUGGAGCAGACGGGGGGCCGACAAUGUGCGAGCUGCCCUGCCACCCAGAGUUACCACCACAGACAUGACCCACGGACGCCUGCCCUACAUCUCAAGCAUCACAGACAACCAUUCACCGUACCCUCAGAGGGCCAUAACACCCACCUUUCCGAUUCAUUAUGGGGAUUCUUCAUCCCAACCCCUCCUGGAUAAGCCCCGGGUGGUAACUCGACCCACCCCACUCCGGUACACGCUGCCCACCCGCAGCAGUCAGCACAUCUUAGAGAGGACUCUGCCCAUCUCCAGCCUCAGCAGCCCUCACAUCGCCAUAAGGGAUCCUUCUCCUGCCGGACCGUCAAACCCUCAUCCCAGCAGCAGGCUGUAUGUGGAGAACCAAGCCCGGCACCCCAUCUCUCCUUUUGCCACUUACAGGGACUUCCAGAUGCCCGAUAUCUACAUGGAGCACAGAGCACCCCUGAGGAGGAAGUUCAGCUACCCCCCUGACUGUAUGAGUCGCAGGAGGAGGUCCCAUAGCUAUGUGUUUGAUGCUGCAGACCCAAGAGUAAGAGGUGAUUACGAUGAACCUCAAACCUGCCUCGCCGAGCUGAGAGCAAAUCACCUCCUAAGCAACCACGCCUCCAAUGCAGCUGCCAUGCCUUGCACCGCAGGACACUACCCUAGUGGCAGCACCAGCUGCAACUCCUGCAUGAAGUCCUACCUGGAACCCGACAUGGACGACAUACCACUCCUCGGAAAGGACAAACUGAACCGCCGCGCCUCAUUCCUCAAAGCCACAUGGGGCAAUGACAGGAUCCAUCAGGUAGAUGAAACAAAGCCUUCGACAUCAACAUCUCCCCCGACCAGAGGAGACAUGCCUGACCUGUUUCCACGGGUGGUAGUGGCUAACCCCAAACCCCACAAGCUAUAUGGCAGUCUGGGGCACAACCUGUCCUGCUACCCUUUGGCUGCUGAGCCAGCCUACUUGGACCCAGCCCACAUGGGCUCCUACCCCUACAAGCAAAAGCUCAAGUACUCCGAGUCCACCCGGCUGCCCUCUUACAGGGAAGCCAUUCUGCAGAACGCAGCCGCCCUGCGCCGUUCUUCCUCCACAGUGGUGCACAGACACUAUUCCACCUACCUGAACUCGUACACAGACUUACCAGUGUACGUGGGGCCACUGGCUCAGGGACCGUCCCAGUUCUACAACAGUUCCAAGGACAUGUGCCACUUGUUUCCAUGUACAAGCCACUGCCCAGACAAUGCAGCAAUGCUGCCUCGUAUGAGUGACAGGCAGAUGGUUUACCACAACAAUAUGUUUGGGGCCUACGAUGGCACAGGAAAGAGGGAAGACCCAGGCUCUGGGCCUAGAGACCGGAGGCAGGUGUUGGUUGCGAGAAGAGUCAACAGUCCCUAUGUGCCAAAGCCCUGGGGUAGGGUUUCAAGCCUGGAGUCUGAGGUCUGAACCACCAUCCUUAACAGUCCUCCAUUAGGCUCUGUGACUGAGCCCCUUCAAGGAAUGCCUGGAGGUUCUCCCCUCAGCC